Salvelinus sp. IW2-2015 is the source of this 504-nucleotide messenger RNA. The record is from RefSeq and is a predicted model, not a curated record. Lineage: Eukaryota; Metazoa; Chordata; Actinopteri; Salmoniformes; Salmonidae.
AUGUUGUAUGGUAAGCCUAAUGCGUUCUCCCAGAUUGCGCUGGCCUUUAGUAGUGACCAGUACACCCUGAAGCAGAGGCUGCAGGCAGAGGAGCAUGCUAGGAACCUGGCUGAGGAGAACAUCCAGCUGGAGCUGAUGAGAGGCCGGGAGACACUGGAGACUCUAAAGGCUCUGUGUCUGGACAGUAUGCGCAGUAAGAUCCUCCAGAGACUAGAGCUGUGUCUGGAUAUACUGGGAGGAACAGUGGAGAGAAUCUCCAACACAGCAGAGGUGUUGGGAGCUGUACAUCAGGAGGCUCGUGUGAGUCGAGCGGUGGAGCUGAUGGUGAGCCACGUUGACAACCUGAAGAGGCGUUAUGAGAGAGACAUCACGGAGCUGGACGAGACCAAGAAACUCAACAGGAAAAUCCUCCGUAGGAACUACAGCGACCCUAGAGGUAAGUACCACCAGUGUAACUGUCUGGGUUCAAACUCGGAUGUCCCGCACGCCUCAAGACUGUGUUAG